This is a messenger RNA of Penicillium daleae, 1008 nucleotides long. Its product is annotated as eukaryotic translation initiation factor 4E. The coding region runs from base 1 to 1008 and encodes 335 amino acids. Gene Ontology annotation, molecular function: RNA 7-methylguanosine cap binding; translation initiation factor activity. Lineage: Eukaryota; Fungi; Ascomycota; Eurotiomycetes; Eurotiales; Aspergillaceae. The record is from RefSeq and is a predicted model, not a curated record. Gene Ontology annotation, biological process: translational initiation. The transcript is spliced from 3 exons. Gene Ontology annotation, cellular component: eukaryotic translation initiation factor 4F complex; cytoplasm.
AUGGAUAAUGCCAACCUGUGGACUCGUCGGGCAAACUCCUCCAAAUUGUCCCUGUCCAUGUCCGGGACGGACGGCAAGGACGGUGCCCGCGUUGACCUGCCCCGCCCAUCCAAACGCUUCGGUCCCGACAGCUCCCACGGCCGCUCAAAUCCUUUUAACGCAAUCUCCCCACUAUCUGCCGGCGUCUCCUCGCCCUCCACCAAUGCCUCGUCUGCAUUCGGCCUCGGCUCCGGCGCUUUCGCUUCGUUCGGCGCACCCAAGACCCCGGGUGGCUCUUCAGAAGUGAAGACCCCCGGGGACAAGCGCGAUAUCUCGACAGAGCAGGAAGAUCUGAUGAGGUCCAAGUCGCACGCCAACGGUCCCGCUGGUCUCGGAGAGCAUGCGUUGAAGUCUACCUGGAUCGUCUGGUACCGACCACCCACACCCAAGUACUCCGACUAUGAGAAGUCGACAGUGCCACUUGCCUCGAUAGCAUCGGUAGAGAGCUUCUGGGCGGUUUAUUCGCAUCUCAAGCGGCCUUCGCUGCUCCCGACAGUGUCGGACUACCACAUUUUCAAGAAGGGUAUCCGCCCUGUGUGGGAGGAUGAGGCCAACAAGCGAGGUGGCAAGUGGAUUGUUCGGUUGAAGAAGGGUGUCGCUGAUCGGUACUGGGAGGAUCUGCUGCUCGCCCUGGUGGGUGACCAGUUUGCCGAGGCUGGUGACGAAGUCUGUGGUGCCGUCUUGAGCGUGCGGGGUGGCGAGGAUGUUUUGAGUGUGUGGACCAAGAACGAUGGCGGGCGGAACAUUAAGAUCAGAGAAACGAUCAAGCGCAUGCUCGCCUUCCCCGCAGACACCAACAUCGUCUGGAAGAGCCACGAUGACAGCAUUGCCCAGCGCUCCGCCAUUGACCAGGCGCGCCAUGAAAAGUCUCAAACCUCGGUCUCUAACCCUACGGGCCACCUAGGAUCCGAGCGGCGACGCACCGGCCACGACGACUCGGACAAAGGCAAGGGAACCGCCGCCCUGUGA